Molecule: messenger RNA, 1879 nt
Organism: Sander lucioperca (pikeperch)
Lineage: Eukaryota; Metazoa; Chordata; Actinopteri; Perciformes; Percidae
Gene: timm50
Product: translocase of inner mitochondrial membrane 50 homolog (S. cerevisiae)
Exons: 11
Coding region: 81-1250 (389 amino acids)
Molecular function (GO): phosphoprotein phosphatase activity
Source: RefSeq, a predicted model, not a curated record
ACUCCAAACCACCCCAGCCAAUCGGGUGCUUUUGUCCUUUUCACAUACGUUAGCCGGGGCAGCUAGUGCUACUAUCCAACAUGUCGGCUACGUCUGUGUUCCCCAUGUGUUUGCGAGCGAGCCGGGGCCUCCUGAGGAUCAGGAGCGGGGCAGUUGGUGCCUCUGCCCCGGCUGUGGUGGACAUCGUCCGGACUCUCUCUACGGACAAACCGCCGGCCGGAACGGGCAGUGCGACGGGCGGGCUGGCUCAGGCUAUCCUCCAGGAGAGGCUCCAGCAGCAGAAGCAGAGUCAGGGCCAGCCUCCCCCCGAGGGAGGGGAGGGCGAGAAGGAAGGAGAACACACGGAGGACAAGAAGCAGAAGGAGAACACCGCCUACGCUAAGAAGAUGGUGCUCCGACUGGCGGGACUCAUGGGGCUCGGCGGAGCGGUCGGCAUGGUCUACCUAUUCGGCACCAACUCAGUGGACGAACAAGGCAACACGAUUCCAGAUGAGUUCGACAGAGAUCCUCCCGUCGUCCAACAGUUGAGAAGAACCUUCAAAUAUUUCCAGGACUACAGACAGAUGAUCAUCGAGCCGACGAGCCCGAAGCUGCUGCCGGACCCUCUGAAGGAGCCGUACUACCAGCCGCCCUACACCCUGGUGCUGGAGCUCACCGACGUCCUGCUGCACCCCGAGUGGUCGCUGGCGACAGGUUGGCGGUUUAAGAAGCGCCCGGGCAUCGACUACUUGUUCCAGCAGCUCGCCCCGCUCUACGAGAUCGUCAUCUUCACUGCUGAGACUGGCAUGACGGCCUACCCUCUGAUCGACAGCAUCGACCCCCAGGGUUUCGUCAUGUAUCGUCUCUUCAGAGAUGCGACUCACUACAUGGAGGGCCAUCACGUGAAGGACGUGUCCUGUCUGAACCGGGACACCAGUAAGGUGAUCGUGGUGGACUGUAAGCGGGAGGCGUUCAGCCUGCAGCCGUUCAACGGCAUGGCUCUGAAGAAAUGGGACGGGAACUCGGAGGACCGGACGCUCUACGACCUCGCCAACUUCCUCAAGACCAUCGCUCUGAGCGGCGUGGACGACGUCCGCUCGGUGUUGGAGAACUACGCUCUGGAGGACGACCCCAUCGACGCCUUCAAGCGCCGACAGGCUCAGCUGGCGCAGGAGGAGGAGCAGCGUCUGGCCGAGCUCGCCCAGCAGAAGAAACAGGGACUGUCUCUCGGCUCCAUCGCCUCGCGGUUCUGGCGCUCCAAACAGCAAUGAGCCCCGCCCCCCCCACCCCACCCCCCAUCCCCGUCUCUCACUUCCACCAACCGCUGUCGAGGAGGAGGAGGAGGAGGAGGAAGAGGAGGGAGGGAGACCCACUUGCUGCCGCUGAGCGGCCCCUGCAAACCAAUCAUCAGCGGGGGCGGGUCUGCGGUGCUGGAAACAUUGGCCGUCCCUCUGCACCAAUGAGAGAGGCACUUCCUGUAUGGGGCAGCGUCGGCGCCCACCCCGACCCCCCUUCCCUCCCUCCCGUUGGUCACCUCGACGCCACCUGACGCGUUGGUUGGUUAACAAGAAAGACGGAAAAGGUAGCGCCAGAGGAUCCAGGUCAGGACAAAGUCUUGUUGUUGGCGGUUUUUUUGGGAGGCUGGUGUGACAUCAGCGCCGCUAUCGCCACUCCGGCUCUGCUCGCCGCUCACCGCUCGCCGCUCGCCGCUCACAGGAUCUGACCUGAGAUCCCGAAAACCCUUCAGAUUAAGAAUGUGUAUUUUAUUUUAUUUUCUAUUCCUCCGUGUUGUGUGUGUGUGUGUGUCUGUCUGUGUCAGACUGUGCUGACGGCUGCUGGAGACCAUGUUAAAAUAAUGAGAAUUGUUUAUAAGAAAUAAAGAUGAAACGGUGAAUAAUGA